Molecule: messenger RNA, 699 nt
Organism: Manduca sexta (tobacco hornworm)
Lineage: Eukaryota; Metazoa; Arthropoda; Insecta; Lepidoptera; Sphingidae
Exons: 2
Coding region: 25-654 (209 amino acids)
Source: RefSeq, a predicted model, not a curated record
UGAUGUUGAAGUUAUUGAUGAAAUAUGUCCUGGAGGUGUCAGGGACUUCUUGCAGCAACCACGGUGCUCCCAAAUUGUUACAUCGUUAACCUAAAUGUUUCUGAUUUCUAUAAAUUUGAUAUCGAUAACCUUUCACAGUAUUUAUUAUAUGGAGGUGACAGAAACUACUCUCAGUAUAAAAUUGGAGCUUGCGUCGUAAAACUCAACACUUCAAAUAUAAUUUGCAAUAAUAAUACAAUCAAAAAAUUCUCGUUCCCUUCCGUAAAACUAAUGAGUGAAAAUGUAGAGAACUAUCAUGAAUUAUACAACGCCGUCCUAAAUUUUCCUAACAAAAGUCACGUUGAAAAGCAUGAAGAAAAGGCAGCAAGCAACUUUGUUAUACUCAUAUGUACCGACAACGAGCCGAAUGAGGUUUCCAAACAUUAUGUUGGAAAUGAUAUAAAAUUUUCUACUCAUUGCGAACGUGACAUUGAAAUAUAUCAAAAAGAUCUUUUAGCCGUUGUGACGGCGAAACCUUUAGAAAUCGAUUACGACAUUAUGGUGCCGAUUAUGCUGUAUCAAGCUCCGUGUUAUGAUGAAAAUAUUUCUAAAAUUCAUAAUUACGUGACAAUGACUAAAUGCGACCAUUAUAAACUUGCGUUGGUGGAGUUUUGAAGAGUGUUGGGUGGACUAGAGUGGCUGUCGUCUCCGAUAAUGCAG